CACGUCGCCGACGAUAGCAGUCAAAGCUAUGAAAUAAUGUAGCAUAAUAUGAAACCCCUCUAGGUUCCAAUUCUGUGUGCCUCGUGAACCCCGAAAUCCCCACGAGAAGAACCGGAAGAAAGAAAGAAAAGGAAGCGGCCGCUUCGCUUCUUUUCUUUUUUCGUUCUCUCCCUUUCUUGCUCCGUGGUGGCAGGCUCGACAAAUGGCCACCGUCAACAGCGUCGCCUCCCCUUCGAGGUUUCUACCCCUCCAAUCCCGGCUCCGGCCUUCUUCCUUCCCCUCCAGCUCGAAACCCUGCCUCUCCUCCUCCAGAUUCCACGUGCCCCUCUCCCCUCCUCCUUGGAGGCCCGACGGAACGCGGAGGGACCGGGCCGUCGCCGCCUUGGUGACGGCGGCGGAGGACCUGAACGUGAUUCCUGUGAAGAGCCCCGACUCGACGGACCAGCAGGACGGGGUCGUCGCCGUGGCCGCGGGGAGAGAGCAGGAGGAGGGGGACGGCGGUGGGAGCAGCAGUCACAAUGAGGUCGGAGGAUUCGCCUUCGAGAACGGAAGGGUUGGUGGAGUGACCGCCGGCGGAGGCGGCGGGAGCUUAUACUCUUCUCCGUCGUCUUCUUCUCUGGAAGAAGGUGAGGGUGUGGAUCGGCUGGUGGAUCGAGCGAUCAACGCCGCGAUCGUGCUUGCGGCGGGGACCUACGCCAUCACCAAGCUGCUUACCAUCGACAGUGACUAUUGGCAAGGGUGGACCCUUUAUGAGAUCCUAAGAUAUGCACCCCAGCAUAACUGGACUGCUUAUGAGGAAGCUUUAAAAACAAACCCCGUUCUGGCCAAAAUGGUGAUAAGUGGAGUAGUUUAUUCUGUAGGAGAUUGGAUUGCACAGUGCUACGAAGGGAAACCACUUUUUGAUUUUGACCGUGCUCGCAUGUUCAGAUCUGGUCUUGUUGGUUUUACUCUACACGGGUCCCUUUCUCAUUACUAUUACCAAUUCUGUGAGGCUCUUUUUCCUUUCCAGGACUGGUGGGUGGUUCCUGCUAAAGUGUUGUUUGACCAGACUGCUUGGGCUGCAAUAUGGAACAGCAUUUACUAUGCAGUCCUGGGAUUGUUGCGUUUUGAAUCACCAGCUAACAUAUUCAGUGAACUGAAGGCUACAUUUUGGCCAAUGUUAACUGCAGGCUGGAAGCUUUGGCCUUUUGCUCACCUGAUUACUUAUGGUGUUAUACCAGUAGAACAGAGACUUCUCUGGGUGGAUUGUGUGGAGCUGGUUUGGGUAACCAUAUUAUCAACGUAUUCAAAUGAGAAAUCUGAAGCAAGAAAUACAGAGGCGAUGUCUGAGUCAAACGCCAAGUCUCCAUCUGCUAUUCCUGAGGAAUUGAUAAAGUAGAUGGCAAAACUGACCAUGUCUUGGGCCGGAAUAUUGUGGGAAUUAGCAUCACAGAUUUUUGGUGACUGGGAAGCGCAGCUAAAGUAGCCCCAGGUUCAUCAAGUGGGUGCUGUAUAGAUUACUUAUAUAAGAAAUAGCGGGCAAUGGUUCUUUAAUGAGAACUACUUUUCCCACUUGCAAUUUGAGCUGUUACGAGUGUAAAUAUUACAUGGCUUGUUGUAACAGUCAUACAAGGUUGAUUCAAAUAAGUAUAUUUUUUUUCCCAAGGUA
Molecule: messenger RNA, 1648 nt
Organism: Phoenix dactylifera (date palm)
Lineage: Eukaryota; Viridiplantae; Streptophyta; Magnoliopsida; Arecales; Arecaceae
Cellular component (GO): cytoplasm; membrane
Source: RefSeq, a predicted model, not a curated record